GACCCCAUGGGCUGCGUCUCUAUCCAGCUUUGUUCCUCAGAGGAUUGUCCAUCCCAGGAACAUCUUUGAGGACAGAGGCAAAGCCUGGCCUUGGCCAGGGCUCUGCCAGCAAUGAGGGGCUACACUGCCAAGCAGAUCCCUCCCCUCCUGGGGGCUACUCGAUAUGGUACCAAGAGUCACAUUUGGUACCCAGGAACUCAGGACCGUGGGGAGAGUGAGGCCCAGGGACCUAGUGACAUCAGAGAGGCCUCCAGAAGCAGCUCCCUAGAGAGCUGAAGGCAGCUGUCUCCCGUGCAUCCAAGUGAGGAGUGUUCUGUCUGCACCCACCAGUCUGCGAAACAGCUGCUCUGUGCCAGGCUUACGUUGGCCUGGGGCCCCUAGAGGAACCAGCCACACUUGUUCCCCCACCCACACCCUGCACUUGGCUCCAAAGGAAAGGGGGUAGGGGUGGAGCCGUGUUCCAAAGGGGCCUCCAAGGCAAAUGUUCCGAGCGUGGGAGCUCGUGGGUGUCUGCCUCCGCGCACAGGCAGCUGCCAGGCCUGCUGCGUGGCCGAGGGCUUCUUCAGGCCCUUCCAAAUCGUGUGCCUCGUUGUGUCCGAGACAGGAAUUCCGUGGCGGCUUGGGCUGUGGGUGUGGGCCUUAGCCACAAGCUGGUGGUCUCAGGAAUGGGACCUGGAGCCCCUGCAGGGUGGCGUCCUGUGCACCUAAUCUCACCUGGUUCCGUCUCCCACACCCUGCUCCUUGAGUGAUGCAGGGAGAUCCAGGACAGGGAGGCCCAUCGCCAUUUAAUCCUACGUUUGCCGUGGGUGCAGAGCAGGAAUGCUGCACAGAGCACGUUCAACAGGACCUCUCGACCUCCUGCCCCCUGAGGUCUGCAGUCUCCUGAACCCAGCAGCCAUCUAUGCCAACAAUGAGAUCAGCCUGCGUGAUGUUGAAGUCUAUGGCUUUGACUACGACUACACGCUGGCUCAGUAUGCAGACGCGCUGCACCCCGAGAUCUUCAGUGCCGCCCGCGACAUCCUGAUUGAGCACUACAAGUACCCAGAGGGGAUCCGGAAGUAUGACUACGACCCCAGCUUUGCCAUCCGAGGCCUCCACUACGACAUUCAGAAGAGCCUUCUGAUGAAGAUUGAUGCCUUCCAUUACGUGCAGCUGGGGACGGCCUACAGGGGUCUCCAGCCUGUGCCUGAUGAGGAGGUGAUAGAUCUGUAUGGGGGCACCCAGCACAUCCCACUGUACCAGAUGAGUGGCUUCUACGGCAAGGGACCCUCCAUCAAGCAGUUCAUGGACAUCUUCUCGCUGCCAGAAAUGGCACUGCUGUCCUGUGUGGUGGACCACUUCCUGGGUCACGGCCUGGAGUUUGACCAGGCGCACCUCUACAAGGAUGUGACGGAUGCCAUUCGAGAUGUGCACGUGAAGGGCCUCAUGUACCAGUGGAUCGAGCAGGAUAUGGAGAAGUACAUUCUGAGAGGGGACGAGACCUUCGCCGUGUUGAGCCGCCUGGUGGCCCAUGGGAAGCAGCUCUUCCUCAUCACAAACAGUCCUUUCAGCUUCGUGGACAAGGGGAUGCGGCACAUGGUGGGUCCCGACUGGCGCCAGCUCUUCGAUGUGGUCAUCGUCCAGGCGGACAAACCCAGCUUCUUUACUGACCGGCGCAAGCCUUUCAGAAAACUCGACGAGAAAGGCUCCCUGCACUGGGACCGCAUCACCCGCCUGGAGAAAGGCAAAAUCUAUCGGCAGGGAAACCUAUAUGACUUCCUGCGCCUGACGGAGUGGCGUGGACCCCGUGUGCUCUACUUCGGAGACCAUCUGUACAGUGAUCUGGCGGACCUCAUGCUGCGGCACGGCUGGCGAACCGGUGCCAUCAUCCCCGAGCUAGAGCGCGAGAUCCGCAUCAUCAACACAGAGCAAUACAUGCACUCCCUGACGUGGCAGCAGGCACUCACGGGGCUUCUGGAGCGCAUGCAGACGUACCAGGAUGCUGAGUCGCAGCAGGUGCUGGCUGCCUGGGUAAAGGAGCGGCAGGAGCUGAGGUGCAUCACCAAGGCCCUGUUCAACGCUCAGUUUGGGAGCAUCUUCCGCACCUUCCACAACCCCACGUACUUCUCACGGCGCCUCGUGCGCUUCUCUGACCUCUACAUGGCCUCCCUCAGCUGUCUACUCAACUACCGGGUCGACUUCACCUUCUACCCACGCCGCACACCCCUACAGCAUGAGGCGCCACUCUGGAUGGACCAGCUCUGCACCGGCUGCAUGAAGACGCCCUUCCUUGGCGACAUGGCCCACAUCCGCUGAGGGCACCUUUAUUGUCCAGAACAGGUCCUAACCCCUCCUGCCCCACCCGUGCUGGGCGUCUGUUCAGGGCGGGCAAUAAAAGUAGUCUCCCUCCUG
This is a messenger RNA of Hyaena hyaena (striped hyena), 2391 nucleotides long. It is a transcript of the gene NT5DC2, whose product is annotated as 5'-nucleotidase domain containing 2. Bases 820 to 2295 code for a protein of 491 amino acids. Lineage: Eukaryota; Metazoa; Chordata; Mammalia; Carnivora; Hyaenidae. Gene Ontology annotation, molecular function: 5'-nucleotidase activity. The transcript is spliced from 14 exons. The record is from RefSeq and is a predicted model, not a curated record.